Messenger RNA from Sebastes umbrosus (honeycomb rockfish), 1198 nucleotides. Its product is annotated as transmembrane protein 182-like. Bases 162 to 911 code for a protein of 249 amino acids. The transcript has 5 exons. The record is from RefSeq and is a predicted model, not a curated record. Lineage: Eukaryota; Metazoa; Chordata; Actinopteri; Perciformes; Sebastidae. Gene Ontology annotation, cellular component: membrane.
ACCCACAGCUCCCAGCAUGCCAGGGAGUGGCUGGGAGAGCCCGACUGUUUUCUUUAGGACUGGGGCUGGGCAGAGGGUUGCAGAGUGGACACCAGAGAGGAGCCGAGGAGACCUGAAGCAGACUGAAAGCUGAGGAGAAAAGGAGGUUUUAGGCCGGAGUUAUGAGGGUGGGAUGUGCGACCUUGGCUGGGGGGCUAUUUGGGUUAGUGGGGACUCUGUGUUUCUUCCUGGCGUUUGGUACAGACUACUGGCUGGUGGCCAGUGACAACUGCGGACCGUAUACAUGGCCAACAAGAACAACAGUGAUCAAAGAUGCCAAUGGGACUGAGAUCCAGUUAGUAGAAGCCGUCACUGGUUCUCCUCCGUCUCUCACUCUGCACCACGAGGGCUUCUUCUGGCGAUGUGUGUUUCAGGUGGAGCCCACCGCACAUGCAGUCCUGGCCACCAUCUUCACAAACCAGCCAGAAUCCAAAGUGUGUAUCCAUGGUUACCUCUUCCCUCUGCCUGUCGCACUUGGAGAGGUGCCUCAUCCGAGUUAUGAUGCUACAGCAGUGUUUCGGGGUUUCUGGACCGUGCUGAUAAUCCUCGGCCUGGUUGCAGCUCUAACUGGAGGCUUCCUCUUGGUCUGCGGUGUCCCCUUCGUCAGCCACAAACUGUACAAGCUGGGCGGUGCUUUCCUCAUCGCUGCUGCCUGCUUGUUCCUGGUCAUGAUUCUGCUGUACGUCCUGUGGAUGGAGGUGAUGGACGUGAAGCGCUACGUCCUGCAGGAGAGAGGAGACUCGUGUCCCCGUGCCGAGGUCUCGGUGCUCUACGGCCUGUCGUUCAUGGUGGCGGCUGCCGGCGUGCCUCUAGAGCUCAUCUCUGGGAUGGUCUUCAUGCUGGUGGGCCGCGCGUUGCUUGCCAGAAAGUGAGCUCGCCGUCCGGCCUGUAGUGGGAAGAAAGGACUGACCUUUUUAUGUUCCGCACUGGGACGCAGCAGCAGCACACUGUAAAUACCAGCUGCAGAGACAUGAUCAAUAUUACAGCACCACCCUUUGGAUGUCAAGUAGCAUGCAGUCAGAGACACUGAUUUUCAGUUUUCUAUAACUUGCUUUGCUUUAUUUCUAUAAAUUCACUAAUUACUCGUGUUACAGGUGACGGGAUUAAUGUGGUGUGAUAUGGAUGUUAUACUGGCAUUAAAGGAACAGUGCGUAGCAUU